Messenger RNA from Lotus japonicus, 4706 nucleotides. Its product is annotated as CHD3-type chromatin-remodeling factor PICKLE. NCBI's taxonomy places the organism in Eukaryota, Viridiplantae, Streptophyta, Magnoliopsida, Fabales, Fabaceae. Gene Ontology annotation, biological process: negative regulation of transcription by RNA polymerase II; chromatin remodeling. Gene Ontology annotation, cellular component: chromatin; nucleus. The record is from RefSeq and is a predicted model, not a curated record. The coding region runs from base 190 to 4470 and encodes 1426 amino acids. The transcript is spliced from 32 exons. Gene Ontology annotation, molecular function: ATP binding; DNA binding; ATP hydrolysis activity.
UCAUCACAAAGGUUUCUGAAGCCGAUAAUCUGAGUUCUUGGUUAAUUUGUUUGUCCUAAGUUUUGGAUAUAUAAAGAGGUGCCUUUGUUGUUGAAUGUUAAAUCUCGUCACUGUCCAGGCUUCGCUUUCUCCCGCGAAAUUCCGCAGCUCCGUCGUCCAGAUCGCCGGAAAAUCCUGCACUCUACGAAGAUGAGUAGCUUGGUUGAGAGGCUUCGGGUAAGAUCAGAUCGCCGACCAGUUUACAAUCUUGAUGAGUCAGAUGAUGAUGAUCUUUUACCUAAAAAACCUGGAACAGUUCUGGAAAAUAUGGAGAGGAUAGUCAGAAGUGAUGCGAAAGAGGAUUCAUGUCAAGCCUGUGGAGAAAGUGGAAAUCUUCUGAGCUGUGAAACUUGCACGUAUGCUUAUCAUUCCAAGUGUUUACUUCCACCAUUUAAAGGUCCUCUUCCAGACAACUGGAGGUGCCCUGAAUGUGUUAGCCCACUUAAUGAUAUUGAUAAGUUACUUGAUUGUGAGAUGCGCCCUACUGUAGCUGAUGACAGUGAUGCCACAAAAUUGGGGUCAAAACAAACUUUUGUUAAACAAUACCUUGUUAAGUGGAAGGGGCUAUCAUAUUUGCACUGCACAUGGGUUCCAGAGAAAGAGUUUCUCAAAGCUUUUAAGAACCAUCCUCGUCUAAAGACCAAAGUGAACAACUUCCAUCGUCAAAUGGCAUCUGUCAAUACUUCUGAUGAAGACUUUGUUGCCAUUCGUCCUGAAUGGACUACAGUUGAUCGGAUAAUUGCUAGCAGGGGUGGUGAUGAUGAAGAAAGGGAAUAUUUUGUGAAGUGGAAAGAGCUUCCAUAUGAUGAAUGCUAUUGGGAAUAUGAGUCAGAUAUUUCUGCAUUUCAGCCAGAAAUAGAAAAAUUCCAUAGAUUACGGUCUAGAUCCAGCAAACUUUCUUCCGGUAAGCAAAAAAGCAAUUUUAAGGAUGAUGGGGAGUUGACAAAACAGCAGAAAGAAUUUCAACAGUAUGAAAAUAGCCCCGAGUUUCUUUCAGGAGGUACUCUGCAUCCAUAUCAGCUUGAAGGGUUGAACUUCUUACGAUUUUCUUGGUCCAAGCAAACUCAUGUUAUACUCGCUGAUGAAAUGGGACUUGGUAAAACCAUACAAAGUAUUGCUUUCUUAGCAUCCCUUUAUAAAGAGGGUAUCUCACCACAUCUGGUGGUUGCUCCACUGUCAACAUUGCGAAACUGGGAACGGGAAUUUGCAACAUGGGCCCCUCAAAUGAAUGUCGUUAUGUAUGUUGGGUCUGCCCAAGCCCGUACUGUUAUAAGAGAGUACGAAUUUUACUUUCCAAAAAAGCAGAAGAAGAUCAAGAAAAAGAAAUCUGGUCAAAUAGUUAGUGAAAGCAAGCAAGAUAGGAUUAAGUUUGAUGUCCUUUUGACAUCAUAUGAGAUGAUCAACCUUGACACAACAUCGUUGAAACCGAUAAAAUGGGAAUCCAUGAUAGUUGAUGAAGGGCAUCGUCUAAAAAAUAAGGAUUCAAAAUUAUUUUCUUCAUUGACGCAAUAUUCUAGCAGGCAUCGUGUGCUCUUGACUGGGACUCCACUUCAGAAUAACUUGGAUGAACUUUUUAUGCUUAUGCACUUCCUUGAUGCUGGGAAGUUUGGAAGUUUAGAGGAGUUCCAGGAAGAAUUUAAGGACAUCAAUCAAGAGGAACAGAUUUCAAGGCUUCAUAAAAUGUUGGCCCCACAUCUUCUGCGAAGAGUGAAGAAAGAUGUCAUGAAGGAACUACCACCCAAAAAGGAACUUAUCCUACGUGUUGAAUUGAGCAGCAAACAGAAAGAAUAUUAUAAGGCAAUUUUGACUCGCAAUUAUCAGUUAUUAACUCGUCGUGGUGGUGCACAGAUUUCUCUUAUUAAUGUUGUUAUGGAACUGCGCAAGCUCUGUUGUCAUCCUUUCAUGUUAGAAGGAGUUGAACCAGAUAUUGACGAUCCAAAAGAAUUCCACAAACAGCUGCUGGAAUCGUCAGGGAAAUUGCAAUUGCUGGACAAGAUGAUGGUAAAGCUUAAAGAGCAAGGGCAUAGAGUCCUCAUAUAUACCCAAUUUCAGCACAUGCUGGACUUGCUUGAAGAUUACUGUUCUUACAAGAAAUGGCUGUAUGAAAGGAUAGAUGGCAAGGUUGGUGGAGCUGAAAGACAAAUACGGAUAGAUCGUUUUAAUGCCAAAAAUUCUUCAAGAUUUUGCUUUCUUCUUUCUACUAGAGCUGGGGGAUUGGGGAUAAACCUCGCAACUGCUGACACAGUUAUUAUAUAUGAUAGUGAUUGGAAUCCUCAUGCUGAUUUACAAGCUAUGGCCAGAGCUCAUCGACUUGGACAGACUAACAAGGUGUUGAUUUAUAGGCUUAUAACACGAGGAACAAUUGAAGAAAGGAUGAUGGAGAUGACUAAGAAGAAAAUGGUGUUGGAACACCUUGUUGUAGGGAGGCUUAAGGCUCAAAAUAUUAAUCAGGAAGAGUUGGAUGACAUCAUAAGGUAUGGCUCGAAGGAAUUAUUUGCAGAAGAGAAUGAUGAAGCAGUAAAAUCUCGCCAGAUCCAUUAUGAUGCAGCAGCUAUCGAUAGGUUGCUGGAUCGUGACCAAGUUGGAGAUGAAGAAACUACUCUGGAUGAUGAAGAUGAAAAUGGAUUUCUGAAGGCCUUUAAGGUUGCAAAUUUUGAGUAUGUUGAUGAAGCUGAGGCUGCAGCAGAGGCAGCACAAAAGAAAGCCAUGGAGACUGUAAACAACAGCUCAGAUAGAACACAUUUCUGGGAGGAGUUGUUAGGAGACAAAUAUCAAGAGCAUAAAGUCGAGGAGUUUAAUACCUUGGGGAAAGGGAAGCGGAACCGCAAGCUGAUGGUUUCUGUUGAGGACGACGACCUUGCUGGUCUAGAAGAUGUAAGCUCUGAUGGUGAAGAUGACAAUUAUGAAGCAGAGCUUAGUGAUGGUGAAACAAAUUCUAUUGGGGGCGGGGCUCCUAUUGCUAGAAAGCCUUAUAAAAAAAAAGCUCGUACAGCGGAUAGCACAGAACCACUUCCUCUGAUGGAAGGUGAAGGAAAAGCGUUCAGAGUACUAGGUUUUAAUCAAAAUCAGAGAGCUGCGUUUGUGCAAAUUUUAAUGAGGUUUGGAGUUGGUGAUUUUGAUUGGAAGGAGUUCACUUCCCGCAUGAAACAGAAGACUUAUGAAGAGAUUAAAGAUUACGGAACCCUUUUCUUGUCUCAUAUUGCUGAAGAUAUAACUGAUUCCCUUACAUUCACAGAUGGUGUUCCAAAAGAAGGACUCCGAAUUCAAGAUGUGCUUGUUAGGAUUGCAGUUCUUCUCUUGAUAAGGGACAAAGUGAGGUUUGCAUCAGAACAUCCUCAAACUCCACUGUUUUCGGAUGACAUAUUAUCACGCUAUUCAGGACUGAAGGGUGCAAAGAUAUGGAAGGAAGAGCAUGAUUUAGUUCUACUGCGUGCUGUGUUGAAACAUGGGUAUGGAAGGUGGCAAGCUAUUGUUGAUGAUAAGGAUCUGAAGAUUCAGGAGCUCAUCUGUCAGGAGUUGAAUCUUCCCACGAUAAAUUUGCCAUUACCAGGACAAGUUGGCUCUCAGGCACAAAAUGGUGCAAAUUUGACAAGUGCAGAAGUACCUGCCAAUCAAUCCAGGGAAAAUGGUGGGAGUGACAUAACAGCUGAUGUUGCACAGGGUUCGGGUGAUGCUAAGAACCAACCACAGUUAUAUCAAGACUCUUCCAUAUUAUAUCAUUUUAGAGACAUGCAGAGAAGACAGGUUGAGUUUGUAAAAAAGAGGGUUCUUCUCUUGGAAAAAGGACUCAAUGCUGAGUACCAGAAAGAAUACUUUGGUGGUCCAAAAGCAAAUGAAGUAACAAAUGAACAACUUAAAAGUGAACCCAAGGCUGCAAAUUUUCCGAGUUAUAAAUCAAGGGACAUGGAUACCCAAAUGAUUGAUCAACUGCCACAAGUAGAAAAAAUAGCUUUAGAAGAUAUUUCAGGUGCUUGUGAUAAUGAUCCAAAUCGCAUGGAAUUAGUUCGACUUUACAAUGAGAUGUGCAAGGUAGUGCUGGAAAAUCCCAUGGAUUUAGGUCAAACAUCCUUGGCGAGACAAUCAGUAGAUGCCAAUGCGGUGAAGAAUUUCCAACCACUAGAAAGCAUUUGUGAAGAUAUCAACAGAAUUCUUGCACCCACAGAAGACCAGCCAAUUGCAGAAACGCCAUUAUUGAAUUCAGAUAACAAACCAGUGACCAUAUCACCACCAGCCCCUCAAGGAGACUGCAAACCUGAUUCUUCAGCAGACGGCGAGAGUAAGGAUAUGGUAGUAGAAUCUGAACCUAAAAAAGAAAGCUGUUCAAGCCUGGUGGAUGAGAAGAAUGAAAAUCCAAGUCUUCCGGAGAAAAAGGAAAGUGAUACAGAAAUGAAAGAGGGUUUUGAUGCUGGAUUCGUUGUAGUGGAUGAUUAGGUGCAAUAUAUAUACUAGACAGAUAUUUGUUGUACUGUGUAUGAUGAUAGUGAUCUCAAUCAACAUUUUUUAACUCAUUGAAAGUGAAGUAGAUUAAAAAGCAAAAGGCACUAUAGCAUUUGUAGUAGUUAAAUUCCUUACAAACUAGUCCGUGGGGAACUUUUGUUCAUUUUUAUGAGUUACGAGGAUGAGGUCUUUACUUUGGAAGAUUAUGAUCAAUUGUAUAAUUUACUGUA